This is a messenger RNA of Colletotrichum navitas, 2136 nucleotides long. Its product is annotated as putative serine/threonine-protein kinase. Gene Ontology annotation, molecular function: calcium channel activity. Gene Ontology annotation, biological process: intracellular calcium ion homeostasis; calcium ion transmembrane transport. The record is from RefSeq and is a predicted model, not a curated record. Lineage: Eukaryota; Fungi; Ascomycota; Sordariomycetes; Glomerellales; Glomerellaceae. The coding region runs from base 1 to 2136 and encodes 711 amino acids. The transcript has 8 exons.
AUGGCCUGCGACCAGUCCGUCCCUCAGCCCUACGCCACCCAUAGGACAUCUCGGAUUUCUACCUUGAUUAAUCUUUUGCUCUUGGAACAGCCAGUGAACCUGUCCUCUUCUCCUGCUUCACCUACUUUAUCUCUACUCAAAGCGCCUUACAGCUCAGGCGAACCUAUCCAAACUGGCUUCCGGCCGCAUCAAGAUCCUCUGCUCAAGGGUUGGACGCAAUUCGCACACUAUGAUAGUACACCGCAAGCCAUUGAAGCGAAGCAGUACCGAAACCUCAUGUUCUACAUCUGUCUGUGGCUAGAAGUGACCUGGAUCGGGGCCGUCGGCUCUGACCUCCUCGGCCUGGGUAUUCCGUACCUCUUCAGGUUUAUGGCAAGGUAUCUCAAUUCAGCUCAUCAGAGGUAUUGGAGAGUGUUCAAGUUCAUGAGAAGGCCAAUUGCGUUUCUCGGAACCACACUUGUCACGUACAUCUUCUUUGCUGCUUGCAUCAACGAAAAUGAGCUCUUAGCCGUCAAUAUCAACAAAGCCCAGGACACCUUCGCUUGGGAUGAUGUGGUCGCCGAUGUCUUGGAGCAGCUGACCCUCUGGGUCUGUUUUUACUUCAUCGAAAAGCUUUUCAUAUCCUACAUCAUGAUCCACUACCACUAUCGAGCGGACAACGUGAAGCUCAAGCGCACAAAGGACCUGCAGAACGCCCUUAUCAAUCUUUACGAUGCCUCAGUCUUUCUGCACCCACCUCACAGCGGAACAUUUGCCGAGGAAGACAUACUCAUCCGCAACGCCAAAGGAGACGCCAAUGGCUCGGGCCGUGUCAGGGUUUCCAGCUACCUCGCGCGGCUGGGCAUCGACGGGUACAAAAUGACCAGUCUCUUUGGCAAUUUCAUCUCUGCCGAGCCCAAUGCCCACUGGCUGAGGCCUGCCAGCACAUAUGCGGUCAUCGAGCGUUCCUGGGCGAGCCCGGUGUCUGCGGUUGCGCUAGGGCGACGUAUUUGGCUGUCUCUAGUCGCUCAGGGCAGGCCUGGCCUCACGGUCGACGACAUAAUUGAGGUCCUCGGUCCUUAUCGCAGAGAUGAGGCUGUCAGGAUUUUCAAGGCGCUUAACGAGAACAACAGCCCCGACAUUCGCAUCGAGGAAUUUGUCGGGAUGGUCACAGAGGGCGGCAAGACCCGUCACGAUAUCUACCGUAACAUGGACAGCAUGGACCACUGUAUCAACACAUUCGACUGGUUCUGUCUUCUGAUUCUCGCCGGCGUCAUGAUAUUUUUCAUCAUGGUCCAGUAUGUGCCGGCCAUCAAGCAGAUUCAAACCAUUCUUUCCAGUCUUGCCAUCGGUCUUUCGUUCGCUGUCGGUCGUACGUUUCAUCAUCUCCUCGUCGGCAUCGUCUUCGUCUUCUUCGACCAUCCUUAUGACAUCGGGGACGUAGUGAAUGUCUACAACAUGGGCUCAACCGCCGCCACUGCCUGCGUCGUCAAGCAGCAAUCGCUUCUGUACACUGUCUUCCGGCGUCUCGAUAACGGCUGCGACCUCCAGAUCUCCAACGACCGGACCAGCUUCAAGGACAUCGUCCGCCUGCGCACGCUCCUAGAGGAGUUCCUCGCUAACAACGCGCGGGAUUACGUCCCGGACAGCCUCGGACUGAACGUCGUCAACCUCCAUGAACUCAGCAAGAUGGAGCUCAGACUGGCGUUCACGCAUCGCAAUAACUGGUCCGACGACAGGCUACGUGCCCAGAGGAGCAACAGGUUUCACUGCGCCUUGGUAGCGGCCUGCAGGGCCAUCCCGCUAUACAAGCCCGGCGCAAUGACCCCGAAGUCGGGUGAGAACGGCAAUCCGAUGUACACAGUCCAACUCGGUACCACUACCGAGUUGAGCGAGAACAUCGAGAAGGAGAAGGAUCGCAGACAGGGUUUGCGGUGGGAUGAUAUCGAGAUGGAUGCCCAUCUGAACACGAAUCCGACCACGGCCAAGAACAUGACAAUGCAUGUCGACUCCGAACUAGCCAAGUUGACGGAAGAGGAUGCAUUUAUCAGAUUUGCACGCCUCCCAGCUGUCUCUACUAAACAACCGGGUGUCAGUACUGCAAUCGACGUCCAGGCCAUGACAACAGGGCUGCGACAGACCACAAGGCAAGUAUAA